Cryptotermes secundus is the source of this 2868-nucleotide messenger RNA. It is a transcript of the gene Mer, whose product is annotated as merlin. The record is from RefSeq and is a predicted model, not a curated record. Gene Ontology annotation, molecular function: actin binding; cell adhesion molecule binding. NCBI's taxonomy places the organism in Eukaryota, Metazoa, Arthropoda, Insecta, Blattodea, Kalotermitidae. Gene Ontology annotation, cellular component: apical part of cell; filopodium; adherens junction. Bases 326 to 2146 code for a protein of 606 amino acids. Gene Ontology annotation, biological process: regulation of cell shape; regulation of organelle assembly; positive regulation of protein localization to early endosome. The transcript is spliced from 12 exons.
UGACGAGACAGUAACAUAUACUUAGUUUUCUCUGUGUUUACUUCUUGACAAAUCUAUUUACUUGCGUCAAUUAAAAGUUCCACAUCGUUCCACAUAAUGUACAUCAUGGAAUAAAACUAAUUUUACGCCACAGAUGAGUUUCCAAUAGAUCAACAUGUUUGGUGCGCCAUUGGACGCAGUUGCGGAGGUUUUAGGUUGGGUUGUCGCGAAAGAAAGAAUUUAGGAAAUAAUGUUUUAUGUUGCUUUUGUAACAGUUUGCAGUAAAUUUCGUUAGGACAUUAUGUACGGAGGUUUCAGUUUUAUUUUUUAAUGAUUUUCGUCAAAAAUGAAGGAUAAAAUGCCUCCAUUUAGACGUAAGAAAUCGGGAAAAUCGUUUCCCGUCAAAGUGUACACUUUGGACGCUGAAUUGGAAUUCAAUUUGGAGUGGAGGGCGACAGGAAGAGAUCUUUUCGAUUUGGUAUGCCGCACAAUAGGUCUCAGAGAAACUUGGUACUUUGGAUUGCAGUAUGAAGACUCAAAGGGAUUUAUUUCAUGGCUAAAAUUGGACAAAAAAGUCCAAGAUCAGGGAAUCUCACAACAGCCUACAACUUCUUUCAUGUUCCUUGGUAAGUUCUACCCAGAAGAUGUGGCUGAAGAACUAGUUCAGGAAGUCACACAGCAUUUGUUCUUCCUGCAAGUGAAGCAAGCUAUUCUUUCCAUGGACAUCUACUGUCCGCCAGAAGCAUCAGUUUUACUGGCCUCAUAUGCAGUGCAAGCAAAGUAUGGUGAUUAUGAUGAUGCAACAUAUAAGCCAGGAAUGCUAGCGAGUGAGGACUUACUGCCGCAGCGCGUGAUUGACCAGUACCAGAUGACGCCAGAGAUGUGGGAGGACCGAAUCAAGAUCUGGUAUGCGGAUCACCGGGGCAUGUCACGUGAUGAGGCCGAGAUGGAGUAUCUCAAGAUUGCACAGGAUCUGGACAUGUAUGGUGUCAACUACUUUCCCAUAAGUAACAAGAAGGAUACUGAGUUGUGGCUAGGUGUCACUGCUCUAGGGCUUAAUAUUUAUGAAAAGGAAAAUAAACUGACCCCCAAAACAACUUUCACAUGGUCUGAGAUUCGACACAUCAGUUUUGAUGACAAGAAAUUCAUCAUCAAACCAGUGGAGAAGUCAUCACCAAACUUUGUGUUCUUUUCGCAGAAAGUUCGCAUGAAUAAGCUGAUCCUGGACCUCUGCAUCGGGAACCAUGACUUGUUCAUGAGGAGACGCAAGCCAGAUUCCAUGGAAGUUCAGCAGAUGAAAGCACAAGCUAAAGAAGAGAAGUCCAGGCGUCAGAUAGAGCGGAAUAAGCUGGCAAGAGAGAAGCAGCUGCGUGAGGCUGCGGAACGGGAGAAAGCAGCCAUGGAGCAGCGGCUGAUGCAGUAUCAGGAGGAGAUCCGAUUGGCCAAUGAAGCUCUGCGACGUUCAGAGGAAACAGCUGAUCUGCUGGCAGAGAAGUCUCGAGUUGCAGAAGAGGAAGCCAUGUUGUUGAGCCAAAAGGCUGCUGAAGCAGAGCAAGAAAUUACGAGACUUAGGCUUGGAGCCAUGAAGACAGAAGAGGAGAAGGUGCAUCUUGAACGCAAAACGCGAGAAGCAGAAUUGCUGACUGCCCGCCUGGUGGAUGAGUCAGAAAGGAGAGCUGCAGAGGCCGACAGACUCAAAGAUGAACUGCUCAGAGCGAGGCUGGCUGAGAAGCAGGCCAAGGAGAAGCUACUUGAGUUCCUUUCCCGUAAUGCUUACAACAGCAUAUCAUCUGUGCCAAACCUCUACCCUUCGGGUCAGGUGCUGCCAUCUGAACUGCAGGCUGAUCUGCGCUCUCUACAGCUGGACUCAGAACCUUUGCCAGCUGACCUCACUGCGUAUGACCUCAUCACUGAUGGAGACAUGGAACAGCUGUCUCUUGAGAUCGAAAAAGAAAGGGUGGAAUAUCUCGAGAAGAGCAAGCAUCUCCAGGAUCAGCUGCGUGAGCUGCGCUCUGAGAUUGAGGUGCUGAAGGUGGGAGAGAAGCAGAGUGAACUUGAUCAGCUGCAUGAUGAGCAGGUCCGACUUGGCGAGACCAAGUACUCAACUCUGCGCAAGGUGAAGUCUGGCUCUACGAAGGCUCGUGUUGCCUUCUUUGAGGAACUGUGAACAUGCUCAAGAUAUGCCCCUGUGCUUGAAUAUGAGAGACGACAGUCUGAAGGUUAUCAUUUCAGAAGUUUAUUGUGAGAGUUGCACUGAUUGUUAAAAAUGUUCCUGUUUGCCAAUUCGUACACCUGUUAGUUGUGGUCUCACAUUUUUAGCAGUAUUUUAUAAUAUUUUCACAUUGAGGCAGGUCUACUUGCUGACUGUUACCGCUGUUCUUUAUAUCUUCUCUUGGGUGUCCCAGGCCAUAUGAUGAAGUAUGUGUCAGUUUUACACUAUUUUUGAAUUACCACAGACACUCAUGAGUGUUGCAGUAAAUGCAGGCCAUAGUGGACACAUUGCCUGCAAGCAAAGCAGACCUUGAUGUCCACCAUAGUGUAGGGUAACUGAUCUGUAGCAGAAGCCAGUGACUUCCAUGGCAGGGAUGGUAAUGAACCAUUUCUAUAAUCCCAGAUCUAGAAUAUUGAUAUUUUUAGUUACUCUUUGUCUUCUCUUUAGUGUAAGGUUUAGAAAUUUACAGUAUUUUAGAAUGAAAGUGGAAAAAUGUUCAUAAUGAGGACCACUCACUCAGUCCCUUCUUGGCUUCCUUUAUGACAGCUGUCCGUUCUCUUUUAUUGCCUUUUUCCUACAUCUCUCCACUCUCAGCUCUUCUAAAUCAUUCUCUGCAUCAUGCAGGCAGGGCCAUGCCAUAGCUCAGGUGGUUAGUUGCUGGCUUCCCAUCAUGGUGG